Molecule: messenger RNA, 3032 nt
Organism: Physcomitrium patens
Lineage: Eukaryota; Viridiplantae; Streptophyta; Bryopsida; Funariales; Funariaceae
Product: phosphoinositide phospholipase C 1
Biological process (GO): lipid metabolic process; release of sequestered calcium ion into cytosol; phosphatidylinositol-mediated signaling
Molecular function (GO): phosphatidylinositol-4,5-bisphosphate phospholipase C activity
Source: RefSeq, a predicted model, not a curated record
CAAUGAGAAAAACCUGUACCAACACUAGCAAAACUGAAGCUUCAUUUAAUGCUCACAUCAAAAGUUUCAUUGUUGUAUACUCUAAAAAAAUCUUAUAUUUUAUCACAAACUUGUGCAUGACUGCUCACAAACAUAGAUUAGGUUCAAAUUUACAAUAGUAUAGUUAUGAGUCCCCAAAUUUGUGCAAUAUUUGUACAAAACCAAAAGCAAUCACGCUAAGAUUUGGAAAAAAUGACAAUUAUUGGAUGUGAGUGUGUACUUCCAAGACCAAAUGUACUCCAACACACUCCGCCGGAGAUUGUGAAAACCAUGUUUCAUGAAGCUGCACAAGGAAAGAAUUACAUGAAUGCUUUGGAUUUUGCAACAUUUUUGGAAAAGGUUCAGGGACAAAAAGGAUUGGAUGAACACCAAGUGGCCUCAUUGGUCACACAAACUGUUUUGAGCGCAAUUGCUGGGUUCCAUUUCUCCAUCUCUGUGCAAAGUGUGCAACUGGAUCUAUUAGGGUUUUCAAACUACUUGGUGAAUGCCAAAUUGAACCCUCCCAUUUCAGACACAGAUAUUCCCACACAUGACAUGACAAGGCCAUUGUCCCAUUAUUACAUUUAUGCAAGUCACAAUUCAUACCUAACUGGCAACCAAUUAACUUCCUCAUCAAGCAUUGUGCCAAUAAUAGAGGCUCUUCGGAAUGGAUGUCGAGUCAUUGAACUUGAUUGUUGGGAAAAACAAGGGCAACAAUGUUGGAGUGGCUCUACCAACAAUGACAUUGUGGUUCUCCAUGGCAAUACAUUGACAAGUGCCAUCCCCUUCAAAGACUGUGUAAUAGCAAUAAAAGAGAAUGCAUUUAUAGCAUCCCAGUAUCCAGUGAUCAUCACAAUUGAAAACCACAUGGGAGCUGAAAUGCAGAAGAAAGCUGCUCUAGUGCUGCGUGAGAUUUUGGGUGAGAGUCUGUUCUAUCCUUCCAGAGAGCAAAGGCCUCCUCUUCAAUUCGAAUCACCUGAAGUCUUAAAGGGUUUCAUCAUCGUAUCAGAUCAACCUCCCAGUGAUACAAUUGAAGACCAACUGGCAGUUGAUCCUAAUGCAGCUCAAGUCCUGGCCACGGACGAACUGGACGACGCGCACGCAUCGACGAGCGACCACACGCGGCACGCGCAACGGCUGAAGAAGCACAUCAAGCGAGCGCACAAGAAGGCGGUCCUGAGGGUGGCCAACACGGCGGCGAAGGUGCUGCGGAAGUCAUUACUGGUGGAGAAGAUCGAGGUGCCGGAGACGGUGGAGUUCCAGGAGCUGAUCUAUCUGUACUGCGCGAAGCCCUCGGAGAUGAAGAAGGCCAAGCACGAGGAGGGCCCUCUGGUGGGCGGGGACCGGGCGAUCAUGGCCAAUCUGAGCGAGCCUCAGCUGCAGCACUUCAUCGCCCGCCAUCCCGGCUCUCUCAUUGAAUAUUCAAAGAUGAAUUUGGGGAGAGUGUACCCAUUUGGGUUGCGGUUCAACUCAUCCAAUGCAGAUCCAAUGUUGGCAUGGAGCCAUGGCUUCCAAAUUGCUGCGCUCAAUCUCCAAGGGAGAGACCGCCCAGUUUGGUUGGCCAAAGGCUUCUUCCAAGUCAAUGGACACACGGGUUAUGUUAAAAAGCCCGACAUUUUUUUGCCUGGUUUUUCACUCUCUCAUGAAGAUAUUCUAAAUUUGCCCAUAAAGAUGAUUCUGAGGGUCACGGUAUUGUUAGGAACAAAUUGGCAUAGAAACUUUGACUUCUUCAAAAAUCCUGAUUUUUAUGUAAAGGUUGCUGUGCAUGGUGUGAAAAAUGAUGCAAGCAAGCGACAAACCCAAGUCAUCUACAACUGCAUUGAACCCCACUGGGAACACGAGCACUUCGAGUUCCCUCUCCGAGUGCCGGAGAUAGCGGUGCUUCGGCUGGAGUGCUGGGAGUGGGACAUGGGAAACCAUGACUUCGUCGGGCAGGCGUGCCUGCCCGUGAGGGAGCUGCGCUACGGCAUUCGCUCCGUGGCGUUACGCUCCAAGUCCGGCGCCUCCCGCUCCUCCAAGCUCCUCUGCCACUUCCAGUCCUUCGCCGUCUCCUCCCUCGCUCCCCCCUCGGAACUUCCUCACCCUCACCCUGGGCCUCCGUCUUCGCAACCUCCCCCUCCUCCUCCUUCUCUUGUCUUCGAAGAACUCCAGUCUCCUCCUCCUCUUUCUUUUCCUGCCCCUGAAGAACCUCAGUCUCCUCCUCCCCUUCCCCCUCCUGUUGCACCUGAAGAACCUCAGCCUCCUCCUCCUUCUCUUCCUCCUGCACCUGAAGAAUCUCAGUCCUCGUCUCCUCCUCCUCCUCGUCCUGCCCCUGAAGAACCUCAACCUAUGCCUCGCCCUUCACCUCUUGCAUAAUUCACACUCGCCUGCUUUUCCAUAGUUUUCUCAAUUAUUCUCUCACGUCUUGGUUCUCAUUCUUCGUGGUUUGUUCGACGAUUGUCAGGGUUGUGCAACUGGGGAACAUUCAAACCUGAGUCUCAGGAAUAUCUCUUUUCUCCGUGAUUCAGUUGUUUAAUUUUUUUCUUUCCUCUUCUCACUUGACUUGGUGAUAGUUUGUGCAAGUCAUCAUCAGCAGAUUGUUACUCUCAAGCAGCCAUAAUGUGUUCAUUCAGUAGUUGGAGCAGUAUAUCGAAAUCUUAUUGUCGUUGAUUUGGUUUGAGCAUUCAUUGUUGGUGGAGUUUGAACUUGUACUACCUUUUAAAGAACAGAAAAUAACAGCGUAAUCCUCUUUUCAAGAGAUUAGAACAAGCAGAGCCGAUUCAUAACUUUACAAAUCCAUACCUAUACAAUUGAUGUAAUGCUCCUAUCCAGACACGUAUUGUAAAAUGUAGUAGAGAAAGAAAGGAAGUAAACCGUCAUUGAAUAUGUGCAACACCUUUUUCACAUAGGUACCGCGGGACAAACACAGUCUACAGGGUAAACAGUUAGAGGUGUACGAAAUGUCGGUAUUCCUCCUGCAACUGGCUUAUAUCCAUCACAUUGAAAUCGGAAAGAGAUGUUAUCAAUUGUCAAUC